GCUGUCCUUGCCCCUCACAUUUAGCCAACGACCCCUCCUCGCAUACAAAAAUGGCUGAUGAGAAUAUACCCACCUUCAAGCUCGUCCUUGUCGGAGACGGUGGUACCGGAAAGACCACCUUCGUCAAGCGCCAUCUUACUGGUGAAUUUGAGAAGAAAUACAUUGCCACCCUCGGUGUCGAGGUUCACCCUCUCAAGUUCCAAACCAACUUGGGUACCAUCAAAUUCGACGUCUGGGAUACCGCCGGUCAGGAGAAGUUUGGUGGUCUCCGAGAUGGAUAUUAUAUCAACGGGCAGUGCGGUAUCAUCAUGUUCGAUGUCACUUCCCGUAUCACUUACAAGAACGUUCCCUCCUGGCACCGUGACCUUGUCCGUGUUUGUGAAAACGUCCCGAUUGUUCUCUGUGGAAACAAGGUCGAUGUCAAGGAGCGCAAGGUGAAGGCUAAGACCAUCACUUUCCACCGCAAGAAGAACCUCCAGUACUACGAUAUCUCCGCCAAAUCCAACUACAACUUCGAGAAGCCAUUUUUGUGGUUGGCUAGGAAGCUUGUCGGAAACCAGGGUUUGGAAUUCGCCGCCGGCCUUGCCCUUGCUCCUCCAGAAGUUACUGUCGACCUUGCUGAGCUCCAGAAACAUGAACAGGAGAUGAAGGUGGCGGCUAACUUGCCUCUGCCUGACGAGGACGACAACGAUAUCUAAACUGAUUAUUCAGAAACAACCGAAAGGCUGUUUACUUACUUGCCUUUCCAACCCUGAUUAGGUCAGUUUUGUGGAUAGGUGGAUACGAUUUGGUUUGGAAUGGGAUGUAAUACAGAAACAAUU
This is a messenger RNA of Microsporum canis CBS 113480, 821 nucleotides long. RefSeq names its product GTP-binding nuclear protein RAN/TC4. The transcript is spliced from 5 exons. The record is from RefSeq and is a predicted model, not a curated record. Gene Ontology annotation, molecular function: GTP binding; GTPase activity. Lineage: Eukaryota; Fungi; Ascomycota; Eurotiomycetes; Onygenales; Arthrodermataceae. Gene Ontology annotation, cellular component: cytoplasm; nucleus. Bases 51 to 698 code for a protein of 215 amino acids. Gene Ontology annotation, biological process: protein import into nucleus; ribosomal subunit export from nucleus.